This is a messenger RNA of Trichoderma gamsii, 1179 nucleotides long. RefSeq names its product nucleoside transporter. The coding region runs from base 1 to 1179 and encodes 392 amino acids. Gene Ontology annotation, molecular function: nicotinamide riboside transmembrane transporter activity; nucleobase transmembrane transporter activity. The transcript has a single exon. Gene Ontology annotation, biological process: nucleoside transmembrane transport. NCBI's taxonomy places the organism in Eukaryota, Fungi, Ascomycota, Sordariomycetes, Hypocreales, Hypocreaceae. Gene Ontology annotation, cellular component: fungal-type vacuole membrane; plasma membrane. The record is from RefSeq and is a predicted model, not a curated record.
AUGUUCCUCGCCGCAGCCCCAUACUUCGCCUCCCGCUUCGUCGGCGACGCCUGGAUCGAGGCAAACUUCCAGUCCACCAUCCUCGCCGUCUCGACCCUCACCACCCUCGCCGUCGUGCUCAUCCUCUCCAACAUCCAGUCCUCCGCCUCGUACCCCUUCCGAAUCAACCUCGCCCUCGUCAUCAACAGCGUCAUCUUCGGCCUGCUCACAAUCUCCACGGCCGUCUUCCUCGAUGCCUCGCCUCGCCAAUACCUGAGCUUCGUGCUCGUCAUGGUGGCCUUGACGGCCUGGGCGGCCGGGUUGAUGCAAAACGGCGCGUUUGCCUUUGCUGCUGGCUUUGGACGGCCAGAGUACAUGCAGGCCCUCAUGGUGGGCCAGGGCGUGGCCGGUGUUUUGCCCUCCAUCGCGCAAGUUGUUUCUGUGCUGGUUUUCCCUCCCAGCAAGGAAAAGGCAAACACAUCUGGCGAGAGACAAGGCGAAUCGUCUGCAUUCUUCUACUUCCUCGCCGCUGUCGUCAUUUCCAUAAUCACCCUCGGGGCCAUCAUCCCCCUCGUCAGACGCCACAACCGCAUGGUAGCAGACCGUCUCUCAGAGCGCCUCGCCUCCUCCAUGACCAGCAUCGAAGAAGCCGAGCGCGCCACCCGAAAAGUUGUCUCCCUCCUCCACCUCCUAAAGAAACUACACUGGCUCGCCUUUGGCGUAGCGCUCAUCUUCACGAUAACAAUGUUCUUCCCCGUCUUCACGGUCAAGAUCCUCUCCGUGAACGAGGACGGCGGCCGCCUCAUCUUCCAGCCCUUCGCCUUCAUCCCCGUGGGCUUUCUCUUCUGGAAUCUUGGCGAUCUCGCGGGCCGAAUCGCCACGAUGCUGCCUUACUCACUGACCAAGAGGCCGUUUCUGCUCUUCGUGCUGGCUGUGGCGCGAGCCGGCUUUCUUCCGCUCUACCUGCUCUGCAACAUACAUGGCCGGGGCGCCAUCAUCCCCAGCGAUUUCUUCUAUCUUGUCAUUGUCCAGGUUCUCUUUGGCAUGACCAAUGGAUGGCUCUGCUCCAACAUGAUGAUGGCGUCAGGAGAGUGGGUUGAAGAGAACGAGCGGGAGGCUACCGGUGGAUUCAUGGGCUUGUGCUUGGUCGCUGGCCUUGCUUCUGGAAGCUUGCUGAGCUUCACAGCGUCUGGGAUUUAA